CGUCACAAGCCUGGAUUCGGCUACUGCGACCAAAAACAGAUUAUGCGGCUGGAACAUGGCUGCAGACAGAGGAUCGGCCCAACCGAGUUUUACGUGUUACUGGCCCUGACCUGAGGGAAGGGAUGAGAAUGCAAAGCUGGUUACUGGAGGGAGGAGCAACUAAUGCAGGCUCCUUGAGGUUAGAAGAAGAGGAUCUCUUGAUCAAGGACACCAGUUCCCUGGAAGAAGUGAGAGUGCUCUCUCAACAAUCUAAAGCCGGGAAAAAGUCUGCCCUCUUAAUAGGAAAAGCAGACCGAUUCAAGGUGGAGCCCCUUCUGACAGGCUGGGAAGUUCAGACCAAGUUUACACCUCUAUUCCAUUAUAAACUGAAAAUGGGAGUUCAGAGCCAGCAAGGACAGCUAAAGAAAACGGCGGCUGCCCUUGCGAUCAAGAGAUCAGAAGCACAGCAACUGGAGGGCGUCUCAGAGAAAGGCCUGUUUAGUCUGUGGAAAGCUCUCACUUUCAUCCCAGCCCAGAAGCAUGCGAGUAUAAUGUGGAUUCAAUCCCUGUUGGUGACAGCCACUGCAAUGUGGUUAUCAACAAGAGGGAUUGACAAAUACGAAUAUGAAUUGUUGUCAUGUGAAGGCAGGAAAGGAGGAGGAGGAGGAGCAGGAAGAAGAGGAGGAGGAGGAGGAGGAGGAGGAGAGGGGAGAGCAAGAGGAAGACGAACAGAAGGAGAGGAAGAAGAGGAAGAAGAAGAGGAGAGUGAAUGCAGGCUGAGUGGUGGUGGUGGUGGAGGAGGAGGAGGAGGAGGAGGAGGAGGAGGAGGAGGGGGAGAAGGAGGAGGGAGGAAAGAGGAAUUGGCACCAGUGGCACAACAGCGACAAGAGCUGUGUCAGGGUAUCACCAAAAUCAAAUGUCUGGAGGGAUACUAUGGCUUACGCACGCUAUACCUGGAAGCAAAUGCGAUUUCGAAAAUCGAGGGCUUGGAUUCAUUGGUCAACCUCAGGUGCCUUUAUCUCAAUAAGAAUCUUAUAAAAGACAUUGAGGGACUGGAUAAAUUGGUGAAUCUGGAGGUUCUUGACCUUUCUGACAAUCGAAUAACAGAGGUCAGGAACCUGUCUCACUGUCCAAAACUGAUGAAUCUGACCAUCACCGACAACUACAUUCGCACGGCUGAUGAUCUGUCAGACCUGCAGAGUUGCCCUGAGCUGAGGCUUUUGGAUUUAUCCAAGAACCGGAUUGACAAUGAGGAUGCUCUGCAGCUUAUCAGAGGUCUACAACUCAGCCUCCUACGUCUGAUGGGGAAUCCCAUCAUCAGCUCAACAAGAAACUACCGGAAGAAGACAAUUGCAAACAUGCCCUCGCUGAAGUACCUGGAUGAUAGUCCUGCAUUUGAGAAGGAGCGCCGGUUUGCGGAGGCAUGGUCGAAAGGAGGAGUGGAGGCCGAGAGGGACAUGCGUGUCACAGUAGGUCGAGAAGAAGCGGCGACGCGCGAACGACAUCGGAAAGCUUUUGAUGACAUGGUGGCCAACGCGAUAAAACACGGCAACGAGUUGAAAAUCGCGAAGACUGCCUGUGCUUCGUACUCUCUCCAUUUAAUGCCGAUUGAUGCCGCACAGAUGGAGGCUGACUUUGUCAAGGCAAAGGAGGAGAAGGAGAUGAACAAGAGUCUGGCCGAAUUGUCGUCCAAUGUCUGCGCGACGGCCUUGUCAUCAUUCGAUACAAGGAAGACUGAGGAAAUGGGAUUAACAGCUACCCAAAGGAAAGGACUGGAGACUGAGGACGAAGCAGCAUCCGAUGAAGAUGUCGAUGAUGACGAUGCAGCAUUCAUGGCUGGGUUCCAGGAGUUGGAGAAAGAACUGAAGGGAUGGCUGCAAGAAGAACAACUGAAAAAUGGUGACGGAAAGGAAGAUGGAUUGCGUGGUAACGCCCUCCAGCUUGAAGGGCAACGGAGCGUUCAAUCGAGUACCGGAAGCAACAGUCCCGAGACAGACGCAGUACGUGUUCGCCGGCUGAAGGAGCAGUUGGCAAGGAUUGCGGAAGCGGCAAGGCAGCACAAGAGGAGGUUAUCGUCGCAAUCAACUCCAAGUCCCGCAGAUGUUUGUGUGUCCAACAAGAUGGAGUGGAGAGCGAGAGAAGCAGAUGUGAAUCUUCCUUUCACAAGUGCUGUGAAUAUUGGGGGGAACACCACAACGACAAACGACACUGACCUGUUAUCUGACAGAUCAAUUGCAGAUGCUCUCCAGGAGGAGGCAAACAAUGCUUUCAGGGCAUUAAGAUCUUGCGUCACUCAAGCACACACGUUUAAGCGAGAGCUUCGCCAGCGAGUGCAGGCAAGAACAGCAAGAAUUGGAAACAAAGAAGGCGCAUUACGAAACCUGCGAAAGGUACAGAAGCGAGGUGACCGUCUAGUAGUUUAUCAGAGUCCGAAACAGAAAAUUAUGAAGGGUGAAGGCGAGGAGAAGAAGGAGGGUGAGGGAGAGGGGAAGAAGAAGGCUGAGGAGCGAGAGGAGGAGAUGAGGAGGAGGAGUAGUAGUUUACAAGAAGACAGUGAUUGGGUACCCCGUGACGAGAUGCCCUCGCCUUUUCUGACCUGUGGUGGUCCCAUGAUUUGGGGUACAGAGAAAUAUGCAUCUCUUUGGCGAAAGGCGCUGGCUAUGGAAGACAGCAACGCCAAUCUGCUGGAAGAGGGGGGGGACAGGGUGGAAAGUAGACCAAAGAUAUCAGACAGUGAUACACCCGGCGACGUGUUUUGUAACGGCCAUCCCCCUGACGGGCAUCAUGGUAAUCUGGACCACUGGCAGUCCAGGUACAUCCGAUCUGAGGCUGACCAUUGCAACAACAUGAACGGUCGCAGAGAAGACGACAGCCAUGUGAAUUGCAAUGACGUUGCCGAAACUCGUAACGAUAACCAUGAGCGCAAUCGCAGCAGCGGAAGGAAUGAUGUGCAUGGCGAUGGUGGUGAGCACAAGGGUACUGAACUCGAAUACAACAACAUGAAGAUGGAAGACACAGAUCAUGACAAGCAAAUGCAUUGUGGAGAAAGAGAUCUUAACAAGGACCCCGAGGAUCGUGAAGAUGGCGAUUAUUGUGAUGACAUUGUGAACCGUCAAGGCGAAGGUCAUCGGCACGAGGAGGACCGCAGAGAUGCAGAUGGAAACAACCUUGUAGCUGAUGGCGAUGCAGACCGCGAGGCCGUCGCUGUCCGCGGUGAGAAUCUUGGUGGCGCUGGGAACCAACGCAUUGCCGAAGAAAACACUCGUCUUACAGGCAGGAGCAGUCAUAUUAAGGAUGAUGAAAAAUCUCAAUGUGAUGAUGAAGAAAGCCAGAAAACGCACACAGCAGGCAACACUUCUCCCAGAGCAGGUGCAGAUGCAAGCAACAAACUAGCAAGCGGCAGUAAUGAACCUGUGAUGCUGGACGUGUGUCGAACCCGUGCAGACUCUGUGAAAGGCAAUGUAGCAAGUGGUGGUGGUGGUAACGAACCCUUCCUGCCGAACCUGUGCCAAACCUGCGCCGAACCUGUGAAAAGCAAUAUAGCAAGCAGCAGUGGUGGUAAUGAACCCGUCCUCCAGAAUCUUUGCGCAACCUGUGUGGAAUCUACGAAAAGCAAUAUAGCAAGUGGUGGUGGUGUUACUCAACCCAUCCUGAACCUGUCCCAAACCUGUGCCGAACCUGUGAAAGGCAAAAAAGACAUUGCAGCAAGCGGUGUUGGUAAUGAACCAACAAUCCAAUCUCGUUCACCGCAGGUUCCCGAACAUUCCUUUCCUCAUUGGGCCCAUUCUCCUUCAGAAACCAGGGAAUCUAAAGACGAGUGUGGGACCAAAGAUCUUGCUGCCGAGUCCCAUGGCACCAUCUCAAGAGCCCUAUCUUGUUCCCCACAGGAUCCUGAGCCAUCUUUUCCCUAUUCGGCUCAUUCUGCUUCAGAAAGCAGGGCAUCUAAAGACGAGCGUGGGAUCGAGGAUGUUGUUGCUGAAGCGCAUGACACUGUCUCACCUGAAAACGACAGCAGCAGGUCCAUCAACAAGGUGCAAAAGGACUUCCUUCUUCCAUCAUCUCUCGUCGUUGGCAGUCUAGAAGAACCACCGAACGGGGACUCUCAAUCUGUGCCCAGAUCGCUCGAUAGGAUGGAGAGCGACAAAAAUAGUAUGGCCAAGGAUAUCACCAAGGAAUUUCAGGGGAUGCUCGUCAUCUUUGGAGAAAGCAGCGCAGGAGUCGUGUCGUCUUCAAAUGACAGCAAGCGACUACGAGAAGAGGCAAAGGGCGGCACUGCCGCGGCAGUGGCCCAGAGACAGCCAGUGGUCACGACCGCUGGAGCGACGUUACCUCGGCAUGUCGUGGUCGGAGCUACGCAGCCUAUGCGAUGCUAUAAUCGUAAUCAGCCUGGCCACUUGGCCAAAGACUGUCCGCGACCUCGGGCUCAGGUGGGAAUCGCUGGCCCAUCCCAAAUCUCGUUGGCAGCUCCAACUGCUGCAGGCCAAGGGCAGGUGGCAGCGGUCAUGGAUGCGGGGACCCCAGACUUGGUGGCCCCAGCGGCCGCAGAAAUUGGAAUCGAUGAAUACAUGGCGGCCGCGGUGCUUGAACCUGGGACCAUUGGCGUAAUCCGCCAUACCCCGACGAUCACAACAUCGUCGAGAACCUGUGGGUGUACUACGUCAUCUCGCGACCCAAGCCGAAGAAGAAGGAGGGCACGGUGGCAUAAUACCCGUUCGGGGAGAUCGGGACGAGCAGGCGGGCUACUGGAGCUCAUUCAUAUCGAGUUGUUGUCUAUCGCGCAAGUGAUCGCAAGCAAAGAAGAGGAUCUCCAACUCCGCAUGCAAACAGCAUCGGCUCCGCGUCGAUCUUACCACUCGGCAGUGGUACCGGACUAUAUCGACCAGGAGGGGGAAAAGGUGGUGAGCAUUGCCGAUUGGAAGUCACUGCGGCCUCCCUCAUCCUACCCCAAGCUAGUAGCCCCGAGGGCCCUCAGGAAAACGCCCAAGAAGAGACGCCGCCAGCCAUCGCCUAAAGCGCAAGGAAGCCGAGUGGGACCCGAAGAAGAGGUCAACCAGGUCGGGCGGCUGCGGAAGCUAGAUCCUGUUCCAGAGAACAAGGCGACACCGAUCGAGGGACCUCCGCCAGGGGAAGGGGCAGAAACAAGCAGAUUUCGGAUACACGGGAACCCUCCGGAGCCGACACCUCAGCCGCCGUUCCUUCCCGACCUCAAUCUUGAUGGAGCCGGCCCAUCAGCACCAGCAGGAGGAGGAGUGGGAAGAGUACCAUAUCUCGCACCCGGACACCCCAUCCUCGCAGGACCUUUCCGUUUCCUCCAGCCACCCAGGGGUGCCCCGAUCAUUGACCUUAGCAGUUCCUCCGAGCCGGACGGUCCACCUGACGGAUGUCGCGUUCAUGGUGGAGCCUCCAACCAUUAGGCUCGAAGCAAUCGAGGGGGGUCCGCGUCCUGAUCUUGCAUGGGAGCCAUAUCUGGAGCGGCCAUUUGAAGGAGCGUCACGACCAG
Chara braunii is the source of this 5479-nucleotide messenger RNA. Lineage: Eukaryota; Viridiplantae; Streptophyta; Charophyceae; Charales; Characeae. The record is from the annotation of a GenBank genome assembly.